AUGUCAAAUCUGGAUUUCACAGAAUUGGAUCAAUGGUUGAAGGAUUUAAAUGCGCUACAGUCGGAUUUACAUCAAAUUCGUGUCAAUAAUCAAAAAGACAAUUAUAUCAAUCGAAAUCAUACUGAUAAUAAUAAUGAUGGUAAUAAUAAUAAUAACAAUAACAACAGGAAUACUGGAGUCAAUUAUUCAACCUAUAGACAUUCAUCACAUCAUGUAGGCGAUUCAAUUCAACCGAGAGGUGAUAUUAACUCAAUACAGAGAACAUGCGAAACUAUACAACGAAAUAAUACAUGUAAAACAAAUUUGUCGACACAAAGACAAUAUCAACAGCAACAACAACAAUCAAUUGAUAAUCAACCGAAGAAACCUCAAAGAAUUACAAAGCCUUCCAGUUCAUCUGAAUCACAUAUUCUUGGCAAUCGUCCUGUCAGCUUAGACAAUCAGUAUCAUAAUAAUAAAAUUUACUCAAAACGUGAUGACUAUGACAUUCAAUGGUCAAAUAAAGAUAAUAAAUAUUCACAAUCAGUAUUGUAUAAUCCUGCAUCACAUCAAUCACGUAAUCCCUUGAACAAUUCAGGGAAUAACAACAGCAAUAAUAAUAAUAAUGUGAAUUAUGGAAUAACAAAUUAUCCAGUUACUAAGUCUGAUUAUCAGUUACGUAAUCAUAUAACAAAAGAACAAAAAUCUGUUCAUUGGUCUGAAGAUUUAGAUAGCACAGAUUCCAGUAGAAAGACGGUGGUCAACUCUGUCAACAAUCUGAGCUACAAUAUUAAAGUUACUCCGAUUAGUCCCAGUAUUACCUCUACUUCUCCUCCUCCUUCGGCAGCUACUAAUGCCACUUUUGCUAGUGGCGGUACUACAAAUACUACUUCUACUACUACUACCACUACUACAACCAAUCCACCUAUCCUCCCGUCAAGUACUUCUAGCAGUUAUACUAAAAGUUAUAGACCAAGUCCACCUUUGAAUGAUACGAAUACAAUAAAUCUCAAAAGAAGAGAACCGCAACAACAACCGCCUACUUCUAAUCUAUUAAAUCCUUCAUCAACAACAAAAAAUAUCAAUGAUUUUCUUCGAAAAAGAUCAUCCUCACCAUCUAGCACUACAAAUCCAUAUAAUCCUAUAGCUAGAAGUCAAAGUUUAUACGCUUAUCUAUCUAAGCAAAAUGAAGUGAACAAUAAGCCAGUUAAACCUAACACUCAAUCUGUGAUCAAUACAAUUCCACCUCCAAAACCACCACAAGACAUUCAACCAAAACUACCGCCUAAACAGUCUACUACAAACACUAAUAAUAUUAGUUGUUAUUAUACAAGAGGAGACAAUGACACACUUAAUUAUUCCAACAUCCAACGAUCAAUAUCCUCAUCACUGUACGGAAUAGACAAUACACUGAAUACAAUCUCAAAUUCAUUAGCAACAUCCAAAGUAACUUCGACUAAUGCAAAGCCUACCUCACCAAGUCUUCAAAAAUCAGCAAAUCAGAUAAAAGCUGACAGGCCUACCAAUGACAAUAAUCAGUCGAAUGGACCUAAUCUUAGCUUACAAAUCUAUUUACCGGAUCGAACAAGUCGUUAUGCUUCUACAUGCCUUGGUGGAAAGAAUUCCUGUCUUACAGAUAGAACGUUGUCUUGA
Trichobilharzia regenti is the source of this 1632-nucleotide messenger RNA. Lineage: Eukaryota; Metazoa; Platyhelminthes; Trematoda; Strigeidida; Schistosomatidae. The record is from the annotation of a GenBank genome assembly.